This is a messenger RNA of Pseudomyrmex gracilis, 1832 nucleotides long. It is a transcript of the gene Rsph4a, whose product is annotated as radial spoke head protein 6 homolog A. Gene Ontology annotation, cellular component: radial spoke; axoneme. The transcript is spliced from 11 exons. Lineage: Eukaryota; Metazoa; Arthropoda; Insecta; Hymenoptera; Formicidae. The record is from RefSeq and is a predicted model, not a curated record. Gene Ontology annotation, biological process: cilium movement involved in cell motility; axoneme assembly; cilium assembly. The annotation marks the transcript as partial.
AGCGGUUACGUUACUGCGAUAACAUUACUGAAUAUCCGGCGAUGUGACGUCGCGUGCAAUAUUUCGCGAACUGGCUUCUGUAUGACGAGACGCGAAAAAUAAUAAGAAUAUGGCGUAUUCUUAUAACGUGGAAGAGGCACUCCCCGAUGAUGUUCCCAGCGUGGAACACGACGUCCGACGCGCGAAGAAAUUUCUCCAGGAGCACAGCUCGGAAUCGGGUGACAGCUUAUACGAUCACUUGACCGAGCUUUUAGCAAAAAUUCUGGCCGAACGACCGCGAAACGCUGUCGAUAAUUUUGAGGAGUACAGCAGAAAGCUGAAAGAAGAGAGGUUUAAGAGUAAGACGGAUCAUCUCCGGGAUCAGUACGUACCACCCGUACAAUACGAGGAUGCCAAGAAGCUCAUUAAGCUCUUCCAGAGCGUAAAGCAGAUUGACGAAGGCGAGCAGGAGAGAAUGGUGGACGAGGAGGAGGUCGAUAGGAAAAAGAGGUGCCCCGACAUGUUGGAUCUUUUGUUCUACUUCGAACGGACGGGUAUUGGAUUGCCGCGACACGAGAUGGUGUUGCUUAAUUUAUCGAUUCGAAAGCUCGCCUCCGCAAUACCGCUUGAAAACAUUAGAUUUUGGGGUAAAAUACUUGGAAAUCCCAAAAAUUAUUACGUGGUGGAGGCCGAACUUCAGCCGAACGAGCUCGCUCGAAGAUUAGAGCGAGAAGAAGCUGAUAUACAAAAAGUUCGAGUCGAGAGAGAGAAGAACGAUGCAAAAACCGAGAGGGAAGCCGUGAAGAGAACCGUCGGGGCUACGGAAACCCCGCGCGAGGACCCCGCACGAGGAGAAAAGCCUUUGGAGCUUGUCUUUCCGCCGUUGCCUGUUAAUCCGUGGAGGCCGCCGGCGGAAGUGCCGGCCGAGAGAAUCGGGAGCGGUCUGAAUAAAAAGGUGUAUUUUGUAUGCAACGCGCCCGGGUUGGACGAGUGGAUCGAACUUCCGGCGGUUACGCCGCAGCAGAUAGUAAUUGCACGACAGAUUGUCCGAUACUGCACGGGAAACUUGGAGACACCGAUACACAGUUUUCCGCCGUUUCCCGGCACCGAGAAAAAUUACCUUCGCGCACAAAUUGCCAGGAUCAGCGCGACUACUCAUGUUUCUCCGAUCGGCUUCUUCACACUCGACGGGGAAGUCGAGAAACUAGAGGAAGUGAUGGAAGAAGAAAGAAAAGAAAUUGUCUAUCAGACAGCGCGAGGAGAGCUGUCAGAAAAUGUUUAUUACACUCCACUACCGAUCAAAGAUCUCGUAGAUCCGUCUAUGUCAAAUUGGUGUCAUCACAGCCCUUAUAUUCUGGAACAGGGAAGAACUAUUUGGUGGAAUCCCGAAGAAGUAAAGAAGGCAGAAGUUGGAAGAGAGGUAGAAGAAGAAGAAGAAGAAGAAGAAGAAGAAGAAGUCAAGAAGGUGAAGAAAGAGAUUAUUGGAGAAAGAGGACCGCCUCUCUUGACUUCUUUGUCCAAAGACGGUAUUAUAGACUUUGUGAUACCGUGGACUGUCAGACAAUCGUCUUAUGUACAAUCAGAUACUGCAGUAGCUUUUGUCAAAUCUAACAUCUGGCCCGGAGCUUUUGCGUUCGCCGCUGGAAAACGUUUUGCCAAUGUAUACAUCGGCUGGGGACACAAACACUACGCGUACAAUUACAAUCCUUCCCAAAUGCCACCCGUCCAAGAUCAGUAUUCAAUCGGGCCGGAAGUCAUGGAAAUCAAUGAUCCUACAGUUGAAGAAGAAAAAGCAUAUCAAAUGACGCGUUCAUUACCAACGAAAGAAAUUUUAGAAGAAACUGAGGAAAAAG